This is a messenger RNA of Podospora pseudocomata, 3561 nucleotides long. It is a transcript of the gene HOS3, whose product is annotated as histone deacetylase. Gene Ontology annotation, molecular function: histone deacetylase activity. NCBI's taxonomy places the organism in Eukaryota, Fungi, Ascomycota, Sordariomycetes, Sordariales, Podosporaceae. The transcript has a single exon. The coding region runs from base 1 to 3561 and encodes 1186 amino acids. Gene Ontology annotation, cellular component: nucleus. The record is from RefSeq and is a predicted model, not a curated record.
AUGGCGUCGCCGGCGUCGUUGUCUGAGUUGUCCUCUCGUCCAAAGAGGACCUCCCAACCUCAAGUUGACCUCCAGCAAGACAGGCCCGCAAGCAACAAAGAUGGCUCAAAGAGUCCCAGAGAGGGCGACUUGACCCAGUCGCUCCAACACCUGACCAUAUCAACCACCUCAUCGCCGGCAAGGCAGCCCCGCGCCCCUCGGCCUAGCCCCCUCAAGCCCACCUCCUCGUAUGAUUAUCCUUCUGAGAGCUCCCCGCGUCGACCAAGCAGUGCCAUGCGCAGUCCGCUGUCCAACUCUUCCUCCGUCAGAUCACCAUCCAGGGCUGGCACUCCCGCCCUACUAAGAAAAGCCUCGACGAACUCGCUCCGCUCGGUCAACGGUGUAACGCCACUCCGCCGAGCAAGCUCCGCCAGCAUCCUCUCUCCAACCCCAUCGAGGUCCGCCAGAUCACCACUGAGAAGCAUGUCGCCCGAAUUUCCAGAGAAGCCCAUCCUGACCCCGCAAGCCGUCGCGAAUGCCCACUUCAAAGCCGAGCUAGAUGCUCUCCAUGGGCCGGACUGGAACCGCCCGGCCGAGACGGUUGUCAUUCUUCAGGAUGCCUGCUACGGUCACAGAUUCUCGCGACCAAAAACCUCGAAAGCGCAGCUCAGCACCAUUGUCGAACGACCAGAGAGGGUUAAGGCCUGUGUCCUGGGUGUAUCGGCCGCAUAUGUCCGGCUGGGCGAACGACAUCAGGAUGGGGACUUUCCAAUUGCCCCAGAGGCCAACCCGGCGCAGCUGCCCACAAUACCUUUUCGAAUACAGAAAAGCGACAGGCGACUUCCGCUAACCUCCCAGACGGUGACCAAUGUCCACGGUACGAAAUGGAUGGAAGAGCUCAAGAUCAUGUGUGAGACGGCCGAAUCGAAGCUGGCCGUCAACGGAAAAGAGCUCCAGCGACCAGAUAUCGACCGCGGGGCCAACACGGGCGCUCCUCAAAAGCUUCAUGAGGGGGAUCUAUAUCUCUGCGCAGAAACCUUGGAGGCUCUCGAGGGAGCAUUGGGUGGUGUAUGUGAUGCGGUCGAUGCCGUGUUUCGUCCCCAGGGGCCACAACGGGCCUUUGUUGCCAUCCGACCGCCUGGUCACCAUUGCUCUGGCUCCUAUCCGUCAGGGUUCUGCUGGAUAAACAAUGUUCAUGUCGGUAUCAUGCACGCCAUCCUCAGCCACGGUCUGACCCACGCGGCGAUCAUCGAUUUCGACCUUCAUCACGGCGAUGGCUCCCAGUCCAUUGCCUGGCUACAUAAUGCGAGGUCCGCUGGGCUGGGUAAGAAUGCAGCCUGGUGGAAGAAAACAUCAAUCGGGUACUUUAGUUUGCACGACAUCAACUCUUACCCGUGCGAGAUGGGCGAUGAAGACAAGGUUAGGAACGCCAGCAUAUGCAUCGACAACGCGCACGGCCAGAGUAUCUGGAAUGUUCAUUUGCAGCCAUGGAAGACGGAGGCCGACUUUUGGGCAUUGUACGAGUCCAAAUACUCGAUUUUGCUAGACAAGACUCGGGAGUACUUGAGGGUCCAGACCGAGAAACUACGUGCUCAGGGGAUGAAUUCAAGAGCCGCCAUCUUUUUGUCUGCCGGUUUUGACGCCAGCGAGUGGGAAAGCCCCGGCAUGCAACGGCACAACGUCAAUGUCCCGACUGAAUUCUAUGCCCGACUAACCAGAGACGUCGUUAAGAUUGCUGCCGAAGAGGGCACAAGUGUGGAGGGGCGGGUUAUCAGCGUUCUGGAAGGCGGUUACAGCGAUCGGGCUUUGUGCUCGGGGGUACUGAGCCACAUAUGUGGUCUCGCUGGCGAUGGUCCCCGCGCCAAGCAGGAGGUAGCUCCCUCUGGACUUGGUUACGAGAUGGGCCAGAAGCUGGGCACAGUAGAGGCUGUGAAAGGAAACCCACCAAAAGAGGACCGAGCCCGUCAGUACGACCCAUCGUGGUGGUCUGUUCCAGAGCUUGAAGCACUCGAAGCCGCCAUCAGUGCCCCCUCGGUUGAGAUCAGGAAGCCUCGAAAUUUCACUCCGCCCACCUACUCUUCGCCAACACAAGCAUCAGCAGCUAGAGCAGCUGUGCCUCCAAAGAAUACUCGCCGCAGUGUGUCAGGUUUCGGCGUACCAAACAGCCACGGCCAUAAUUACAGGGCGCCUACACCUCCUCCACCUGACGUUGCGUGGACCACAGCAGCUCUCGAACUAAGCAGAUUGCUGAUCCCAUCAGGACGACAGACAAACAGCUGCACUCAUGAGGAGCUUGGCGCAGAGGCAACUCGAGCCCGGCGCGAACGUCAGUUUGCCUUGGCUCAAGGUGCAGAAGAUGCAGAUCCACAGACUAUGCCGGUUGACGUUCCUCCUCCGGUGAUUGUAGAACGAGCGCCCACCAGAAUGUCGUUAAGAGAGCGUAAAACUAGGCCGACGUACUUGGAAGACGAGGACGAUGAUCGCAAAUCACGACGAAAAACAGUCGCCGGACCAGCAGUGCUUGCUACGGAGAAGAAAAGACCACCCCCCAGUCGGCGACUUAGUACUGCGUCGACAACGGUGUCGACAGCGGUGUCGGAGACUGUGGACUUGGCACCGCCACUUCCUACAGCACCGAUACGUGCCGGCUCGAGGUUGGAGCAUGUUAGAUCUGAUUCUGUCGCAAGUGUUCGGACCGAUGCUUCCGGAAUCAAUGUGAGAAAAACUCGGGCCCCAGCCAAGAAGGAGCCUGUCCCCAGAGCCCCAAGAGUUUCCAAGAAACAUGUUGGUGCUCCCGCUGUGGCAGCACCCGAACUUCCAAAGUCCGGUGGCGAGGGUGGUGACGAAGUCGAUAAGCUGGCGAAAGACAUGAAGAAGAUUAAGAUCACUGUUGUGUCCAAGGCGGUGCGUGACGCUCGGGAACGGGAACGAAAUGCGCAAGCCAAACUUGCCGCAACAGAUACCAUCUCUGUGACGGUGCCUACCGAGCCGAACGAAAAUAAACCUCUCCUCUCAGUUCAACCACCGGAAAACCAGACGGUUCCCACCACCCCAUCCGACACGGAGUCCACCUUUAUCUCGAGCCCCCCUGCGUCAGCCGCAGAGAACUACCCUCUGCCUGCUUUAUCAUCACCAGGCCAUUAUCAACCUUCAGAAUCGCCAGCAUCUCCGCUUUACCCGGCUUCUGAAACCUUUUCCAACUCCGCUAUGAGUUCUGUCACUCCCACCUUCUCGAGUCCCGUUCGUGGAGUUUCGCCCCACAGGACUACCUCAACUCCAACCCCGAUGGAUAUGUUCGUCCAUUAUCAUCCUGAUGGCCCUACCCCUGAGUCGAAUGUUCAACAGCAACAGCAACCACUGCAGUGGCUGCCUCCCAACGUGGCCACUCCCGUGUCGGCCAUGGCCCCGAUGAAGAGAGGAGAUUUGCCCGUCUUUAGUAGCACCGGGGCAAUUCCCUUUUCGCCGGGGCCACCUCAGACGCCCGUAUCAUCACCGCCUCCACCCGUCGCUGGGAGGGUGGGAACGCCUGCUGUGAAAAACUCGCCGGUUAGGAAUCUGAUCAAAAAGAUGGAGAACAGAUAG